Botrytis porri is the source of this 915-nucleotide messenger RNA. RefSeq lists its product as uncharacterized. Bases 1 to 591 code for a protein of 196 amino acids. NCBI's taxonomy places the organism in Eukaryota, Fungi, Ascomycota, Leotiomycetes, Helotiales, Sclerotiniaceae. The record is from RefSeq and is a predicted model, not a curated record. The transcript has 2 exons.
AUGUCUGACAACUUAUCAACGAUCUAUGCGAAAGCUGUGGCAGACGCUCAAAGAGCAGUUCGAUAUGUACUUGAGAAUGCUCCAGGAGCAUAUGAAAGAGGGAAAGAUGCUGCCGUGAUUGCUGCGGCCCAGGUUCAACCUGUUCUCAACUCUGCUAUGGAAAAAACACCAGUUAUCAUGGAAAGAUCCAGAAUAGCGGCAGAGCAGAUGUAUCAGGAUGCUCCCAAGCAUCUAAACACCGCGAAGGGUGUGGCAGGACAAUUAUAUCAGGACGCGCCGAGACACUUAAAUACCGCAAAGAAAGCAGGUAUGAAUGUCCUGGAGAAUCCUAGGCAUUCUGCAACAACAGUGUUAGCCACCUUGGGGCCUAUCGUUCGGAAGCACCCAUAUGCCAGCGUUUUUGGAGCCUGGGCAGCACUAGCUGUGGUAUUCGGGCCCUUCUGGCCUAUUCGUGCUCUAUUGAAAGUAUUUGGAUUUAGUAAAGGUGUCACUCCUGGAUCAAAUGCGGCAUCUUGGCAAUCUCGACAAGGAAACGUGCAACGCAAUUCAUGGUUUUCCUUAUUUCAAUCCUACGGAGAUAGGUUGAAUUAAGCUCAGGCCUCCAGUUUUCAAAAAAGAAAUGCACGCUGAUAAGAAGCUGCAGAGUCAACUGUGUGAUCAAAUGAAAAAGUUCAAAUGUAUCUGUCCUAUGUUUCUCGUCGUUAACUCUCCCCCUUUUGAGAACUCAUAGAUACAUUCAGUCUGUUCCUGACCGUCUGAAUAUUCUUUCUGCGUACAUGUACUUUCUCUCUCUCGCUAUUCUUCUCUUGAUUUUUUGGCCAAUUGUAUGAGUGUGCAAGCGCCCUUGCCCAUGAAAAUUGUGUUUCCAGGUGCUUUGGACGUAAUCUCUCAUUUAGGACUGACUCCUUCGUGGAU